This is a messenger RNA of Symbiodinium sp. CCMP2592, 2892 nucleotides long. Lineage: Eukaryota; Dinophyceae; Suessiales; Symbiodiniaceae. The record is from the annotation of a GenBank genome assembly.
AUGCCGCAGCCCUCGGCGGCAAGGAAUGCGUGCCACUGCGUAGUCGGCCUUGGAUCGAAUGCAGCGUUGGUGCUGGACUUCGGUGCCUGGGAUCGCGAAUGGCAUGGCAUUGACAGCGGUGCAUGGUGUGGCGGCAGACCGGCUGCUCUUCAAAUAGAGGACAUGCUUCGGCACGGCGGCCUGAAGCAGAAUGCCAAUGCCCAGAAAAGCAAAUUCCACCUGGCUGCUGUCCGUUUCCUUGAAGGCAAGGCUGAGGACCACGAUGAAGGCCAGGGGGUGGACGAAGAUAAGACAACCGUGAAACGGCUGGUCUCGUCUGAUACUGGCGGCCCCACAGCCGCCCAAUGCUUGACGGCACUGGAAGUUCCUCUUCCUCGAGGAAUGUUUUACAACAUCAUGGAGGCUGCGGCUGAGGCCGCCUUCAACGUGGACCGCCGUCGCCUGCAGCAACCCGUUCGGGCAGUGGCCUUGGCUGAGGAUGCAAGAGGCGGCUUCGAGCUUUUGAAGGUGCGGUACGUCAUGGCCGACUGGUCCGUUCAUUGCCGCAUGCUAGACCUGGCCACGGCUGAGAAGGCCGCACUGGAGAAAGCCAGAUCGCUGCCUGACACCCUGGCCAGCUUCUUGCCGGAGGAAGCCCUCCGGAAUGCUUUCAAAGACAAGAUCCGCAUCUUUAUGGCCGACGGGGAAUUUAGCGAGCCUCUGGCGGCACGGCUGAGUAAAGUCCAGGGAACCCUGCCGGGAUUGAAGGCGAUUAUGAGAUGCUCCGUCCAUAGUGGACAAAGGUCGCUCGAAAAGGCCUUGUCGUCUGACCCGGAUGUGCAGGGUCUUCUCCAGAGCUGGGUGCUUGGAUUUUCCGAUGGCAGUGGGAAAAAUCCAGGAGGAUUUUGCAGGGCUGUGCGAAACUCGCUGAAGCUCCAGCGGCUGACGGCAGAGAAGCAGCUUGAGGGUGUGGACGAAAGCCUGAGGCGAUUGUGCCACUUCGGCUUUGCACCCCAACGUUUCAACACCGUCUGCGAUGCUUGCGUCAACGUGGCUGAGAACAUAGAUGCGGUCUGCAAUGUCCUGAGCCAUCUCGCAGCGGUGGAUGAUGCACUGUCAGGUUGGGCCACUAAGCUUCUUCAACAAUGCUUUCAGCCGGAGAAGAAAUUCAACCACUCACUGGACGGCCAACAUCUGCGAUUGGCUGCGACAGCCCACAAUCUUCAGCAGCUCGAGCGUCUGAUCAAUCGACUCUUCGACUUUCGGAGUCCGGCAGGAGAGCUGCAGCAGCCGCUGGUUCUGGAUGAUGCCUAUGCACAUGGCUACGUACAAAGACUGCAGGCGACUCUAAAGCUUGAGCAGAACAAGUGCCUGGUUGUAAAGCAAAAGAUGAUCUUCUGGCACAGCGGCGCCAACAGGAACAAGAUACGUUCCUUCGUGGCCAAAGAACUCGGUGCCAUUCGCAACAUCGCUCAGCUUUUUGUUCAAGGCCUGAAAGCCGAUGUGGAGGUUGGCGUCCAGGCAUCGCUUUCUCCGUUUGAUGUCAACCAUACCCUGUGCAGCGACGAAGCUUUGCCAGAGCCUGACAUCUUCAAGCCGCUAGCAGAGGCUGCACAAGUGGAGGUGACACAGCUGGCCAAAGAGUUCCUCUUGGCACGUCCUACAGCCUUGCUGGUGAAGUCACAGCCUCCCGGCGACAAGUCUUUUCUUCGUGCCAGGUCAUUAAUGAAGGUCCGCCUCGACGGGCCGACAGCCGACCAACUCGUCUGUCGCGAGCCCCACAGCAUCCUCCCGAGAAAGCCGUGCCUGAAACUGCUGCAAGAAUACCGUCGCCUGUUUGCUCCGAGCGGCGGCUCGCAAGGAUGCCGCAGCUCACUGGGUCGUCGGGUUCUGAACGGCCGCCUGAACCCGCUUUCAAGAGCUGGCUUGAAGCGACAGCGAGGGCUGGAGCAGCAGCAACUCUUGCAACAGGCGCCGGCGGAGUCUCAGCUUGAAGACCUCGCUACUUUGGAGGCUGAAGCCGGCGAAUCAGCCAAACGUCGCAGGACUGACAAGCAAGUUAGCCUGACUGCCGCCCUGCAAAAGUACAAGACCAAGAAGGAGGAAUGGGCGACACUUGAUGCUUCGUCCGAAGCAGCCGCUGCUGGCCGCCUGAUAGAAAAAGAGCGGGAGGCUGAAAAACGCUUCGAGAAGCUGAAGAAGAUCGGCGUGGCCAGACUUUCAGCCGUGCGGUCUGAUGUCCUUGCGGCCGACCGCGACCGUUUGAUCAUGGUGGUGCAUGGCCAUGACUCCAGCAAGACACCGGGCCUGCCUGAUCUUGAACGACUGGGCAAUGCUCGUGCUUGGCCUGAGUCGAUCGAAGACCAAAGAAAUUUGGUUUACGAUCUGCUUCGUCAUACAUCUGAGGACUGCGGCAGUCAUCGACUCCUCUACUGGGUCUGCUUGUCUGACGAGGUCGAGCGUGACUUCAUCUUCAAGCCGUCUGAGAGUGCUUGCUCGGCUGUUGCUCGCCACUUGGGAGGCGGUUUUUGCGGUCGACAAUGGGUGCAGGCAUGCAUGGAUGAGGGCCGUCUCUUGCCAGCCUUGACAUGCCUGAAAAGCAGCUUGACGACGACACAGGAGCUGUGCUUGCAUAGCUCCUGUAUGUCUGACGACUCUGCUUUGCCCGCCACUCGGAUGCUGGGUGCUGUUCUCGAUGCCGCGGAGAGGGCUGACAUUACAAUUUCAUGGACACGUCGCAAGAGAUGGCGAGAUGUUACCUGCAAGAAGUGUUCUGUCAUAGUCGACGGUGAGACGGCUGAGAAGUACAGGAAGAAGAAGCAGAGGCAUCCGGGCUGUCUGAUGACAGUGGCGGAGUUCAUCGCUGCCAGCAACACGGCUCUUUUUUCGUUGGUAUUCGCACACAAGCUAUAG